This is a messenger RNA of Poecilia reticulata (guppy), 2120 nucleotides long. The record is from RefSeq and is a predicted model, not a curated record. Lineage: Eukaryota; Metazoa; Chordata; Actinopteri; Cyprinodontiformes; Poeciliidae.
CAUUUAAACAUGUUUCGUCCCGUAUCGUCUCUUUCUUUCUCUACACAAAUCCAAAACAAUUUCAAGCGCCCCACUCACAUUCCUGUCCGUAUUCCUACACUGUGUAAGAAAGUGAGAAGGUUAUGAUUAGCCGCAUGCCGAAUGACGUAUUUUACAUUUCAUAGUUUCAUCAACCGAGAAAAUUUCGGAAGGGAAGGGAAGCGGCGUGACGAGUCCACGUACCGGUGUAACUGUUCAUUCACAACAACUCUCUCACGCGCGCGCAUCACUCUGGAGUGAGUUUCAUAAACAGCCCGGAUCUCCUCUUCCCGUCAGCAGCGAGGAGGCGGGGUGCUGGAGCUGAAGUGGGUGAAGGUCCACAGUGGAGUCGGGCAUGUCCAAACAUAUCUGGGCAGACCAGCCAGCCAACCUCCACGCACGGUGAGCUGACACUACGUAUAGGCUGAACAGAAGGUUGUUAUUAUCCGCACAGUCAGGCUAGUGAGUGUGACGCCGCUAUGUUUUUGUAAGGAGCUUUAAUAAACUGAAGUGAAUGGAUUCAUCUGCGAAAGACUAGACACUGUGAGUCUCUUCGUGCGGUUUAGGUCAUGUCCUUCCCGGUGAAAGUGAUAAGAGAUGGGCUGCUGGAGAAGCGCAGCAGCGGGCUUCUCCAGCUGUGGAAGAAGAAGCGCUGCGUGCUCACGGAGGAAGGGCUCCGCCUGCUCAGCUACAAAGGCAGAGGCAGUGAUGCUCCGGGGUCGGCGUGGAGCUCCAGAGCUAAGGAGCUGCGCUUUGAACGCAUGGAAACGGUGGAGUGCGUGGAGUACAAGCGAGAGAUGGUCUACUUCACAGUGGUCAUGGCUAAAGGGAAGGAAAUAGACUUUCGGUGCGCGCAGGAAGGCACUCUGUGGAACGCGGAGAUCGCCUUGGCGCUGGUCCGAUACAAGAACCAGCAGGCCCUGCGGACCGGGAGGACCCGGCACCUGUACACGGCGCCCUUAGGCAGCACCGGGGAGGAUGAAGUGCUCUGACUGGACGCAAAAGUUCUGCUGCCAACAACCUAAAAACCAGCAAACACUGAUGCAUCCAACAGUUUAUUCAAAUGCAAACACUCAGACACUUGGGAGUAAGGUAACACAUAUCUGACAGUCUUUCACCAAGUUCCUGACAUGGUUAUGUAAGUGCACCACUCGAGUGUUUAGAUGCUCUAGUCACUCCCAGUCACAGAUCUCAAUGUUUUUUUUAUUUUUUACUAUGGUCAUCGGUCUUCUGAGGACAUAAACCACUCUGACUCGAGGACAUAAUUACGAUGCAAUGCAAGACUCCAGAAUAACAUCUGCUUGCCUCUCCCUCAGCAGGCAGUGGGGUAUUUUUAAACAUACACACUGAGACACACAUUCACACAAUUUCUUUUAUCCUUAUGAAGAAAAAUGUAGGCAAAACAAUGUGCUGUUUUUUUUUUUGUUUCUUUUAGUUUUCAACAUUUAUGUCGCAUUCUAGUUAUAUACUGAAACCAGUGCCUGAAACCUCAAGUGAACUGAGAGUCUGAAAGUCUGAACUAUGAGCUCACAGAUCAGGAAUCCACAGCAACGCUUCCUUAAGAGAGCUUGCCGGAGCCAAGCGCCCAAAUUAACCGUGUAGCUGUGGUAACAGUGUAAAAUAAACUCCCUUCCUCCUCAAUUUGGGACUAAUAGAAGGUGAGGAGGGAUUCCCACAUCUUCUGUUUUGUUUCUUUUCUGCAUCCUGGGAUGUGAGGAAAACCCAAUAGUGACGAUGGAUAACAGGACCAGGAACACGUACAACUAUUUGAAGUUUUUACUGUGAUGGUAAUUUUUGUUUGUCAUAAAUGAACCAUUCAGAGACUUCUGGAAGAUUUAAAAACAUUAGAAACUGUUGAACUUGAAAAUAGUUUACCCUUUGUGCCUUCUUGAAUCUACUUAAUACUACUUAAAGCGUCACUUUAAAGGAUUUUGACACUAGAGUAGAAGAAUAUAUAUAUUUUUUUGUACAGACUUAACUCAUUCAUGAAGUUUAACACGAAGAAUUUUUUUCCCCCUGAAUCCUUUGGAUGAUUUUCUUAAGUGUGUUUGCUGAUCUGAUACACAGUGUUACAAAUAUGUAAAUAAAUUCCUUCUUAAGCA